CCAGCUCCCUUCAAAAUGUUUGCUGUUCAUGAAAUCCUGUGCAAACUCAGCUUGCAGGGUGAUCACUUUACACCCCCAAGUGCAUAUGCCAAAGCCUACACCAACUUUGAUGCUAAGCAGGAUGCUUUGAAAAUUGAAAUGGCCAUCAAGAGCAAAGGUGUGGAUGUGGUCACCAUUAUUAAUAUUUUGACCAACUGCAGCAAUGCACAGAGACAGGAUAUUGCCUUUGCCUACCAGAGAAGGACCAAAAAGGAACUUACAUCAGCACUGAAGUCAGCCUUAUCUGGCCUUCUGGAGAUAGUGAUUUUGAGCCUAUUGAAGACACCUGCUCAGUAUGAUGCUUCUGAGCUAAAAGCUUCCCAGAAGGGGCUGGGAACAGACCAGGACUCCGUCAUUGAGAUCAUCUGCUCAAGAACCAACCAGGGGCUUCAGGAAAUUAACAGAGUCUACAAGGAAAUGUACAAGACUGAUCUGGAGAAGGACAUUAUUUUGGACACAUCUGGUGAUAUCUGCAAGUUGCUGGUUGCCCUGGCAAAAGGUAGAAGAGCAGAAGAUGGCUCUGUCAUUGAUUAUGAACUGAUUGACCAAGAUGCCUGGGAUCUCUAUGACACUGGAGUGAAGAGGAAAGGAACUGAUGGUCCCAAGUGGAUCAGCAUCAUGACCGAGCAGAGCACGUCCUACCUUCAGAAAGUACUUACUAGGUACAAGAGCUACAGCCCUUAUGACCCACUGGAGAGCAUCAAGAAAGGGGUUAAAGGAGACCUGGAAAAUGCUUUCCUGAACCUGGUCCAGUGCAUUCAGAACAAGCCUCUGUAUCUUGCUGAUCGGCUGUAUGACUCCAUAAAGGGCACUCGAGAUAAGGUCCUGAUCAGAAUUAUGGUGUCCCAUAGUGACAUGGACAUGUUGAAAAUUAGGUCUGAAUUCAAGAGAAAGUGCAGCAAGUCCCUAUACUAUUACACCCAGCAAGACACUAAGGGUGACUACCAGAAAGCGCUGCUGUACCUGUGUGGUGAUGACUGA
Messenger RNA from Saimiri boliviensis boliviensis (Bolivian squirrel monkey), 1020 nucleotides. The record is from RefSeq and is a predicted model, not a curated record. NCBI's taxonomy places the organism in Eukaryota, Metazoa, Chordata, Mammalia, Primates, Cebidae.